UUCAGAAUCUGAAUAUUGGAAAUGAGACCCCCUUGUCCAAAAAUGAUAUUCUAAGCUCCCUUAUUGUGACGUUUGGAUUAGCUCAAUUACAGGGUCAUCAACUGAGCUUAACCCUUCUAUAAAGAUAACUCUGUAACUCCACUUCCAAGCCCACAAGCAGCCUGCAAUUUCAAAAUGGUUCUUCCAAUUUCGUCCCUUCUCCCAAUACUCCUCAUCCUUGUCCUCUCCCCUUCCUCUAUUCUUUCAUUCCCAAUUCAAGAUAGUUUUGUCCGAUGUCUUGCUCUCCAUUCUCCAACUGUCAUUCCUUUCUCCACCGCCUUGUACACUCCAAACAAUUCUUCUUUCAUUUCCUUUUUAGAGUCUUCCGCUCAAAAUCUCAGGUACCUGUUGCCUUCUGUACCAAAGCCUGAAUUUAUCUUCACUCCCUUGCAUGAAACCCACAUCCAGGCUGCUGUUAUCUGCUCAAAACAGCUUCGGAUUCACCUCAGAGUCCGCAGUGGAGGCCAUGACUAUGAGGGUGUUUCUUAUGCUUCUGAAAUUGAAACACCUUUCAUCGUUGUUGACCUUUCAAAGCUUCGUUCUGUUACUGUUGAUAUUGAACAUAACAGCGCAUGGGUUCAGGCUGGUGCCACAGUUGGUGAAGCUUACUAUAGAAUUGCUGAAAAAAGCAAAGUUCAUGGCUUCCCUGCUGGUCUUUGCUCCAGUUUAGGGAUUGGUGGGCAUAUAACAGGAGGUGCUUAUGGUUCCAUGAUGAGAAAGUAUGGUCUUGGUGCUGAUAAUGUCAUCGACGCUCGUAUAGUUGAUGUUAAUGGCAGAGUUCUUGAUCGACAAGCCAUGGGAGAAGAUCUCUUUUGGGCUAUUAGAGGAGGCGGAGGAGGUAGCUUUGGAAUCAUUGUGUCUUGGAAACUAAAAUUGGUUCCUGUACCCGCAACCGUAACAGUUUUCACACUUACCAAGACAUUGGAACAAGGUGCCACUUCAAUCCUUUACCGGUGGCAGCAAGUUGCCGAUAAACUCGAUGAGGAUCUCUUCAUCAGAGUCCUCAUACAAACGGCAACCAUAGGCAACAGUACUCAAAGAACGGUAACAACUUCCUACAACGCCCUGUUUCUUGGAGAUGCAAACAGACUCCUACGGGUGGUGCAAACCAGCCUUCCUGAAUUGGGUUUGACAAGAAAAGAUUGCACAGAAACAAGCUGGAUCCGAUCGGUGCUAUACAUCGCCGGCUAUCCAAGCACUACACCUCCAGAAUUUUUACUUCAGGGAAAGUCUCUAUUCAAGAAGAACUACUUCAAGGCCAAAUCAGAUUUUGUUAGAAAACCCAUUCCUAAAACGGGAUUGGAGGGACUCUGGAAAAGGUUUUUAGAAGAAGAAAGUCCAUUUAUGAUAUGGAAUCCUUAUGGAGGAAUGAUGAGCAAAAUUUCAGAAUCAGAAACUCCAUUCCCUCACAGAAAGGGGACUUUGUUCAAGAUCCAGUAUUUGUCAGGCUGGGUAGAUGGGGAAAAGAGUACAGAGAAGCAUUUGGAUUGGAUUAGGAAGCUUUACAACUACAUGACACCAUAUGUAUCCAUGUUUCCGAGAGCUGCAUAUGUGAAUUACAGGGACCUGGAUUUGGGCAUGAACAAGAAGACAAACACUAGCUUCAUGGAAGCCGCUGCUUGGGGGAACAAGUACUUUAAGCACAAUUUCAACAGAUUGGUAAGAGUGAAGACCAAAGUUGAUCCAGAAAACUUUUUCAGACAUGAACAGAGCAUCCCACCUCUUCCUAUUUCUGUGAGAAGAAGAAGAUGAAGUUGAAAAUUUAUUUGAAAUAAAUUUCUAUGAGAGUUUUUUUUUAUGUUGAAAUAAAAGAAGAAUAAGUAGAUUGAUUCCCAGAAGCCAUCAAAUUAUGAAGAAAAGUAGCAAACGAAACGCGAUAAGAAAGAACACGGCAAGAGUAUGGCUUUAAAACAUCUUCAUUUCUUAAGUUCUACUUUGGAAAGUCACAGGCUCUGCAGCAAACAGAGUGAGUGUCUUUCAAAAAGGGACUAAUUGUGAAUCCGAAGUACCACUUUGGAGGAGCCCAUAUCAAUUUUGUUUAAUUGUUUGCUUUUUUAAAAGGCUAUCACAUGACAGCUCUUCAUCCGUCAACUGAAAAUUCCUCUAAUAAAGGACCGGAUCUCACUAUCUUCGGCCA
Messenger RNA from Manihot esculenta (cassava), 2176 nucleotides. RefSeq names its product berberine bridge enzyme-like 13. Gene Ontology annotation, molecular function: oxidoreductase activity; FAD binding. The coding region runs from base 175 to 1791 and encodes 538 amino acids. The transcript has a single exon. The record is from RefSeq and is a predicted model, not a curated record. Lineage: Eukaryota; Viridiplantae; Streptophyta; Magnoliopsida; Malpighiales; Euphorbiaceae.